Molecule: messenger RNA, 930 nt
Organism: Lactuca virosa
Lineage: Eukaryota; Viridiplantae; Streptophyta; Magnoliopsida; Asterales; Asteraceae
Source: the annotation of a GenBank genome assembly
AUGUCGAUCCAGCUACGAUCGAUUGAGUUUUCUCAAUCUGUCAUCGUCAAUAGCAGGUGCUUUCAUCACCGGUCUACCCUCUCACUUCCGGUUAAGGUGCUUUCAUCACCGGUCUACCCUCUCACUUCCGGUAAACGGUGGUCCGGCGUUCUCUACUUCUUCAACAGAUUUUGCAUGGCCAAAGAGCAAAUGGAUGCAUCUGGUGAUGGUGAUGUAAAGGUAGUCCUGGACUUAUUCCAUGAUGACUCCUUGUCCAAAGCUGGUUUUGCACAUGAGGUGGUUAACUGUAUUCAAGAAUUACGUGAAAUAUCUGAACUUGAACCCAACUACCCAGUGGAGGUCUACUUCAAGUCCUUGGAUGAUGACACAUCAGCAUCUGCCCAAAUUUUAAAAUCUCAGGAAGCAUACAUCAAAGAGGCCAUAGGUUCUCCUUUACUAGACUCUACCCUCAUUUCCGAACAUGCUGUAGUGAUUGCUGAGAAGACGUAUCGCAACAUUUCAAAUUGUGAUUUUCAGAUCACUUUGACAAGACAAACAUUAACAUUUAACGAUAAAGCAAUCCUUGAUUUAUAUUCAGGAAAUGCGAAAUAUGCAAAUGCAUUGGAGGUGUAUUUGUUGUCGAGGGACCACUUCAAUCUCAAAACAGAAUUUCUUGUGGGAAUUAAUCAGAUUAAAGUGGAUUGCAUUGAAGAUCUGCCUGAUGUUGAUGUGGUGUUGGGAGAGCACGUGUUCUUAAACAGUUGGGGAUUAUUACUCCCAAACCACCAACAACAACCCUUGACAUUCUUUUGGUUAAAAAAUGUUGCUUUUUAUGAAAUGGAACAAGGAAGAUAGAAUUUAGGGAAAAUGACUUAUGAGGGUAACUAAGUAUUAAAAUUGUUCAAAAAAUAUCAUUUACAUUUAGUAAGUAAGUAUAAAAAAUAUCAGUCA